Messenger RNA from Nymphaea colorata (pocket water lily), 4363 nucleotides. RefSeq names its product stromal processing peptidase, chloroplastic. The record is from RefSeq and is a predicted model, not a curated record. The transcript has 25 exons. Lineage: Eukaryota; Viridiplantae; Streptophyta; Magnoliopsida; Nymphaeales; Nymphaeaceae. Gene Ontology annotation, molecular function: metal ion binding. The coding region runs from base 103 to 3939 and encodes 1278 amino acids.
GGCGUCGCCGGAGUCAUAUCCAUCACAAGACGGGAGCACGCAAAGUUGCUUGAGAGAGAGGGAGAGAGAGAGCGUGGGGAAGGAAUCUUGGUCACUGGUUUCAUGGCUUCGGCGGCCCUUUCCAUGGCUGCUGCGUCACUCUCCUCCUCCCCAAGCCCCAGGCUUCUCGACGAGGCUCCUUCUGGGAGCUGUCGCGCCAAUAGCCGCCUGACCCUCCACCCUCCCGCUAGCUGCAGCGCCCUUCUGAAAGCUCGCGCGGCCGGUGGUGGGAGGUGGUUGACAAAAGUUGGUGGUUUUCAUGCCACUAAAAGAUGUGGCUCAUGGAGGCAAUACAGUCACAUUGUUGAUCAGCCUAAGGUUGCAUGUUUAUUGGAGAAGCACAACCACAUCACUUGCUUUCGGGGUCGGAGACCACAUUGGCCAUAUGCUAAAGAAAAGCUGUCGAGAAGAACUUUGUUAGAGGGAGUAAGAUUAAGUAACAAAUCAUCAUUUCCACUUGGAAAGUUGUCUGCUCGUCCCAAGCCGGUGAAAUCAUCUGGUGUUCAAUGUGGGGCAGUUGGUCCAGAUGAGCCACAUGUGGCGUCCACGUCCUGGGCUGAGGAUGCUGUCUUGGAGAAGCAGGGCCUGGGUUACUGGGAACCUCAAAUGAGUUCUGCAGAGUUGGAAGGCUUUUUAAAUUCGCAGCUUCCUUGUCAUCCCAAACUAUAUCGUGGACAGUUGAAAAAUGGACUACGGUAUCUUAUUCUACCUAACAAAGUUCCUGCAAACAGAUUUGAGGCCCACAUGGAAGUUCAUGUAGGAUCAAUUGAUGAGGAAGAAGAUGAACAAGGAAUUGCGCAUAUGAUUGAACAUGUUGCAUUUCUUGGAAGCAAGAAACGUGAGAAACUCCUCGGUACUGGAGCACGCUCCAAUGCUUAUACAGAUUUCCACCACACAGUUUUCCAUAUUCAUUCACCUACUUCUACAAAGGACUCAGAGGGGGAUCUGCUUCCCUUUGUACUUGAUGCUCUGAAUGAGAUAGCUUUCCACCCAAAGUUUCUUUCAUCCCGAGUGGAAAAAGAAAGACGGGCUAUUUUAUCUGAAUUACAAAUGAUGAACACGAUCGAAUAUCGUGUUGAUUGCCAGCUAUUGCAGCACUUGCAUUCAGAGAACAAACUUAGUAAAAGGUUCCCUAUUGGGUUGGAGGAGCAGAUCAAAAAGUGGGAUGUAGAAAAGAUCAGGUCAUUUCAUGAACGCUGGUACUUUCCUGCAAAUGCGACUUUGUAUAUAGUGGGGGAUAUUGAUAGUGUAUCAAAGACAAUAUAUCAAAUUGAAGCUGUAUUUGGUCGAACAACAGCAGAAAAUGAAUCACCUGCUCCACCUGCUCCGAGCGCUUUUGGUGCAAUGGCUAGUUUUCUUGUCCCUAAACUUCCUGGUGGUCUGGUUGGCAGUUUAUCUAAUGAAAGGCCAUCUCCCUCUCUUGACCAAGCUAAACAUGAAAGAAGGGCAAGACAUGUCACUCGGCCUCCUGUUGAGCAUAAUUGGUCACUUCCUGGAAGUUGCCAAAGUGUCCAGCCUCCACAGAUAUUCCAACAUGAGUUGCUUCAAAAUUUCUCGAUUAAUAUAUUCUGUAAGAUUCCUGUGAAUAAAGUUCGUACUUAUGGAGACCUGCGAAAUGUUCUGAUGAAAAGAAUUUUCCUUUCGGCUUUGCACUUUCGGAUUAACACAAGAUACAAGAGCUCAAAUCCUCCUUUUACUUCAAUUGAGUUGGAUCAUAGUGAUUCGGGAAGGGAAGGAUGCACCGUCACCACUCUUACUGUAACUGCAGAGCCUAGAAACUGGCGAAGUGCAGUUAAAGUUGCCGUUCAGGAGGUUAGAAGGCUCAAGGUAUUUGGUGUUACAAAGGGAGAGUUGGCUCGUUAUAUGGAUGCACUCCUAAAAGACAGUGAACAGCUGGCAGCAAUGAUUGACAAUGUGCCUUCUGUUGACAAUCUUGACUUCAUAAUGGAGAGUGAUGCACUUGGUCAUACUGUUAUGGAUCAAAGACAGGGACAUGAAUCGCUAGUGUCAGUUGCGGAAACUGUUACGCUAGAGGAGGUUAAUGCAGUGGGUGCUACUGUUCUGGAGUACAUCUCUGACUUUGGGAGUUAUACUGCACCACCACCAGCAGCAAUAGUUGCUUGUGUUCCAAAGAGUGUGCAUGUUGAUGGCGUGGGUGAGAUGGAAUUCAGGAUUGAUCCAGCUGAAAUCACUGAAGCUAUAAAUGCUGGGCUAAAGGAACCAAUAGAAGCUGAACCUGAGCUUGAUGUGCCAAAGGAGUUGAUAUCAUCAGCACAACUUGAAGAAUUGCUGAUGCUGCAGAAGCCAUCAUUUUCCCAUCUAAGUCCAAAAUUGAGUUCCCCGAUACUGUUUGAUGCUGAAACUGGCAUUACACAACUUCAACUUUCAAAUGGAAUCCCUGUAAACUACAAGAUAACACAAAAUGAAGCCAAGGGAGGUGUAAUGCGGCUGAUAGUUGGUGGAGGAAGGGCAAAUGAAACUCCUGAUUCACGUGGAUCUGUCAUAGUUGGUGUCCGCACUCUGAGUGAGGGUGGCAGAGUUGGCAAUUUCUCAAGGGAGCAGGUAGAGCUUUUUUGUGUCAAUCAUCUAAUUAAUUGCUCCUUGGAGUCGACUGAGGAGUUUAUUUGCAUGGAAUUCAGAUUUACUCUAAGAGAUGGUGGUAUGCGUGCAGCUUUCCAGCUGCUUCAUAUGGUGCUUGAGCAUAAUGUGUGGCUGGAGGAUGCAUUUGAUAGAGCAAGGCAGCUUUAUUUAUCCUAUUAUCGUGCCAUUCCAAAAAGCUUAGAGCGAGCAACGGCCCACAAGCUAAUGAUGGCAAUGUUAGAUGGUGAUGAGCGAUUUGUUGAGCCUACACCACAAUCACUGCAGAAGUUGACACUGCCAUUGGUUAGAGAUGCAGUGAUGGAUCAAUUUGUAGGUGAUAAUAUGGAGGUGAGCAUCGUCGGGGACUUCACCAAAGAUGAGGUUGAGUCUUGCAUUCUUGACUAUCUAGGCACUGUGAGGCCUAAGAAAUCUAUUGUAGAAACUGAUGGGAGCAACAAAAUCUUUUUCCGCACAUCACCAUCAGAUCUGCAAUCUCAACAGGUUUUCUUGAAGGACACUGAUGAGAGAGCAUGUGCAUACUUAGCAGGUCCAGCACCCAAUCGCUGGGGGUUGACAAAUGAUGGGCGAGAUCUUUUCCAGUCCAUGGAUAACUUGUAUGUUUCAAAUGUCAUUACUUCCGCAGAUGAACAAAAUCUGGAAGAGGCACUUAACUUGCCAAAUAAAGAUGGGGAAAAAUCACUGACUUGCAAGAUACAGCAUCAUCCUCUUUUCUUUGGCAUCACAAUGGGCCUGCUAGCAGAGAUAAUAAAUUCCAGGCUCUUUACGACCGUUAGAGAUUCUUUGGGCUUGACCUAUGAUGUUUCUUUUGAAGUGAGCCUCUUUGACAGGCUGAAUCUUGGGUGGUAUGUCGUUUCUGUGACAUCUACUCCAGGCAAGGUUUAUAAGGCUGUGGAUGCCUGCAAGAAUGUUCUUAGAGGAUUGAAUAGCAAUAAGAUAACUCAGCGCGAACUCGACAGGGCAAAGAGGACUCUUCUAAUGAAACAUGAAGCCGAAACUAAAUCAAAUGCUUACUGGCUUGGACUUCUAGCACAUUUGCAAGCUUCCUCAGUUCCAAGAAAGGACAUAUCAUGCAUCAGAGACCUGCCUUGGCUCUAUGAAGCAGCAACAAUAGAGGAUGUAUAUGUAGCAUACAACCAAUUGAAGAUUGAUGAAGAUUCAUUGUAUUCGUGCAUAGGAAUUGCUGGGAUGCCACCAGGAGAAGAUUCUGUGCCUCUAGAAGUUGACGAAUCAGAAAUCCACCAUCCUGGAGUUGCUCCAUCUGGUCGUGGACUGUCUACCAUGACAAGGCCAACCACGUGAUUAUUUCAUGGAAUGACCGAACCACUUGCUGUCCUUUUGAUGGAUGAAUGUAUCAGGAACCUGAGGCAACGUCCAUGGUUCAUAGUCUUUUGGAUGCUUGAUCAAUGGACUAUGCCCUGUCUCACUUUUUCAGUAGACCAAAAGCAUGUCAAAUAUUAUAUCAGUUGAUAUAACACCAUUAAGAUUUGGCUCUGGUGAUGGUCAUAUUCAUUUUAUUAUGCACCAAGGGCCGGAUUUGUGUCAGAGAGCGAUGCAUGUGGCUGCAGUUAUAUUGAGAAUCGGAGUACAUCUGGAAUUACUGCGAUGAGCUUGCCUCAGUGUAUUUUUUCUUCUACUCAAUGGAAUAAAUGUAUACCAAGAAAAACAUGAUUUUUGUAUUCAAUGCCAUAUUUCUUGUUUGAAUAAAUCAUAUAUCUUUUCCUUA